UUCACAGUUUGCUGCGUAAGGGACGGCCUGGGAAAAAGCACGAGCAAAAACUAGUGGAAAACAUAACAAAUAAAACAUAAACACUCAGGUAACCGAAAAUGAACACGGUACUGGAUUUGUGCGUGUAAUUGGAAAAAGUCGAUUCAUUUUCGUGUUUUCGUAGAAGAAAAGACACAGGGAAACUUCCAAAGGGAUUCUAAAUCGCAGUAUGUUGGAAUAAGACAAAGGCUCGGGAGUUCUGAGUAUAAACGGUUUGAAAGCCUGUCCCUUCUGCUGUGGCUGAAUGGGAAGAAUGGAAAUGGAAGAGCAAUGGUGGAAGGGCCAACUUGCGGCAGACAUCCAUCAGGCUCUUCGCAUUAAGGAGCUGAAGCUGCCUGCUUUCCGGGCCCAUUCACCGCAGAUUGGCAUGCGCCGCUAUUUUGCAGACCUCUUGGCUAUUCUCAGUAAUCGCUACCAUCUCUGCCCCACGGCACGCCACCUUGCUGUCUAUCUGCUGGACCUCUUCAUGGAUCACUAUGAUGUCGCUGUCAAACAGCUCUACGUCAUUGCGCUGUCCUGCCUGCUCCUGGCCAGUAAAUUUGAAGAGAAGGAAGACAGAGUCCCCAAACUGGAACAGCUGAAUAACCUGAGCUUUAUGUGCACCCUGAACCUGGUGUUGAACAAGAAAGACUUGAUCAAGAUGGAGGUGCUUCUUCUGGAGACCUUCAGCUGGAACCUGUGCAUGCCGACUGCUGCCCACUUCAUCGACUACUACCUCUACGCCUCUGUCCAGGAGAACGACCUACACAACGGCUGGCCACUCACCUCCAUCACCAAAACCAAAGCCUUCAUUGAGAAAUACACACACUACUUUCUAGAAGUGUCUUUGCAGGAUCACUCCUUCCUCAGUUUCCGCCCAUCUCAGGUAGCUGCAGCCUGUAUAGCAGCAUCCCGGAUCUGUCUGCAGAUCUCUCCCAGCUGGACCACACAGCUGCACCUGCUCACGGGCUACACCUGGGACCACCUCACCCAGUGCAUCGAACUCAUGCUAAUGGCCCAUGACAAUGAUGUCAAAGAAGCAAACAAGACCAAAACACAGCAGCCAAGUAUCCAGCAGCCGCCAGUCAGCUACACACAUCUUUCCCAGCACUCCACCCCUCUCUCCCAGCUACACACUCUAGCUGAGGCCCAGGUUUUGGCGCCAGUCGUUCCUCGGGACUACCUGCAAGCUCACCGUGCCACCCUGCUGUCUAGCAGUGCCAGUGCCAGCAACUGCACCUUCCACUCCUACCCCAGCCUUCCAUCCAGCCUCCAGCCUCCUGUAAGGACCCUGCCAAUCCAGGGGCCCAUUUCCAUGCAGGUUGCCAUAGCGACAGAGCCACGCCACUGCUUGUCUGUCGCCUAUGGCAGCAGUUAUCUUAGUGGACACCAUUCCUUUGCAGCUGGAUGUUUUGAUAGGUGACAAAAAGUGGGAGACAAAUAAGCCAUUAAUAAAACGCCAGAGAAAAAUAAGACAUGGGACCAGGGCAAGAACUGUUGGAAACGAGUCUUUCUUUAUCACACCUUCAAGCUAAGUGUUGGAAUAGUGGGGUUUGUUAAGCAUUUUCAGCAUUUUAUACUGCAACUUAGGAACUCAUUGUCACUUUCACACAAGCUCCUAGCAGCCCGCUUGUGAAAUAGGUCUGUUGCUUCAAGCAUUUGCCGACCAUGCAGAUUACUAAAGCACAUGGUAUUUAAAUUUCAAUCUGGUAUGGAGACAAAUUCCCAAUGAGAUUUAAUUUUAAGAAAGGUGGUCUGCAAGGGAAAUAAAGCAGAGGUAUAGAUGCUGCUGCAGCAUCAGACGCUAAUGCAACGCUAGACUAUUCCACUCUGCUUUCCUCUGUGGCUUUGUGUAGAAAGCAUUAAGGUUUUAUUAGGAAGUGGUGGGUAAUUCAAUCGAUUUUUAAUGCUAGACCUCCUGCCAGUAAACCAUAGUGGUAAAUUGCAAUCAUAUGUGUUUCUUGCCUCAGCCCAACUGGGGGCUAGAUGAAGCUUUAAUUGAUUUAUUCCACCUGAGAGCAUAUUAUUCAGUAAAUCAGAAUGACUUUGUUACGUUAAUCAGGGCCAGAGUGCAUCCACGUUAAACAAAACAUAAAUCUGGAAGGGGAGUUAUUCCAGCAAGCCACUGGCACCUGACCAGACACCUGAAACUGAACAGCUAUAUUAAUGUCUCACAUUCCUGCUUCCCUCCAGCACUGCCGUGUGUAUUUAUGUCUUUACCGACUGUAUCUCUCUCUCUCUCUCCUCUCUUUCUCUCCCUUCCCCCAUCCAAGUAACUGAAGCUUGAGGUUUCUUGAGUGCCUUUGAAUAGUGAGUGAGUAUUUCCUCCAGCCCCAUCCAAGACCAGGAGCUGUUUUGAUUCUAACUAGUAAGAAAUCUAGGAAAAUACAGUAAUUGCCAACGGCAAGCAGUCGAUUGUAUGCUUCAUAAUAAACAGCUGAAAAAUGUAAAAGCCACCACUGAAGAUCAGAAUAAGGUUUAAUUACAAAUACAGGUUCUGCCUUUAAACAAACUGACU
Polyodon spathula (Mississippi paddlefish) is the source of this 2536-nucleotide messenger RNA. Its product is annotated as cyclin-J-like. Bases 284 to 1441 code for a protein of 385 amino acids. NCBI's taxonomy places the organism in Eukaryota, Metazoa, Chordata, Actinopteri, Acipenseriformes, Polyodontidae. Gene Ontology annotation, biological process: mitotic cell cycle phase transition; regulation of cyclin-dependent protein serine/threonine kinase activity. The record is from RefSeq and is a predicted model, not a curated record. Gene Ontology annotation, cellular component: nucleus; cyclin-dependent protein kinase holoenzyme complex; cytoplasm. Gene Ontology annotation, molecular function: cyclin-dependent protein serine/threonine kinase regulator activity. The transcript has 6 exons.